Messenger RNA from Pungitius pungitius (ninespine stickleback), 2370 nucleotides. RefSeq names its product neuronal intermediate filament family member 2 (gene neff2). The record is from RefSeq and is a predicted model, not a curated record. Gene Ontology annotation, molecular function: structural constituent of postsynaptic intermediate filament cytoskeleton. Gene Ontology annotation, biological process: neurofilament bundle assembly. Gene Ontology annotation, cellular component: cytoplasm; postsynaptic intermediate filament cytoskeleton; axon. The transcript has 3 exons. The coding region runs from base 163 to 1335 and encodes 390 amino acids. NCBI's taxonomy places the organism in Eukaryota, Metazoa, Chordata, Actinopteri, Perciformes, Gasterosteidae.
CGGGGAUCUGCAGCAUCACCGAGCUGGUGCAGUGCAAAACGCCCGCUCAUCCUCACCGAUGGUGUGCAGAACAAGGGGGACAUAAAAAAAAAAAAAACUUGGAAACAUCCACAUUCUUUUCUUAAACAAAUAACAAAAAAAAAACACAACAAAAAAUUCACCAUGAACAAUGAUUCCUUCUUCUCUUCCAGCCGCCCUUGGGACAUCUACAGAUCCACCAUGACCUCCUCCCUCUACUCUACUCCUCGAGCUCCUCCGCCUGGGAAGAGGAUCCCGAGGCUGUUCUCCUCGACUCUGCCCGACGGCGCCGAGCGGAUGGACCUGGCUCAGGCCAGCUCCCUCAACGCCGAGCUGAUGGGCCAGCGCUCCCAGGAGAAGGAGCAGCUGGUGGGCCUGAACGACCGCUUCGCCACCUACAUCGACAAGGUGAGGCACCUGGAGCUGCAGAACCGAGCCCUCCUGGCCGAGCUGGAGGCGCUGAGGAGGCGGCAGAACGACCCGUCCCGUCUGCAGACGCUCUAUGAGGGCCAGUCGCGCAGCUUGAGGGCCAUGAUCGACUCGGAGAACGGGGAGAAGAUGCGGAUGGAGGCGGAGAGGGACUACCUGCGCGAUGUGUAUCAGCAGAUGAAGGAGCGCUUUGAGGAGGAAGCGAGCCGGCGCAUGGACGCCGAGGAGACCCUGCAGAGGUCCAGGGAGGAGGCCGACAGGGCCGCGCUCUCCAACUGCGACGCCGAGGCCGCCGUGGUCUCCCUCUGCGACGAGAUGGCGUUCCUGAAGAAAGUCUUUGCGGAGGAGCAGGAGGAGCUGCAGGCCCAGCUGCAGGUGGCCAACAUCAGCGUGGAGGUGGAGGUGCCCCGGCCCGACCUCUCCGCCGCCCUGCGCGACAUCCGCGCGCAGUACGAGCGGCUGGCCGGCAAGAACAUGCAGGCCGCCGAAGACUGGUACAAGGGCAAGUUCGCCAGCGUGGCGGAGAUGGCGAGCAAAAACAACGAGGCCGUGCACGCCAUCCGGGAGGAGACCAUGGAGUACCGGCGCCUGCUUCAGUCCCGCUCCUCCGAGAUCGAAUCCCUCCGGAAAUUCAUCGACUCCCUAAAUAAGCAGCUGGAGGAUCUGGAGGACACGCAGACCAAAGAGGUGGCAAAGUACCAGGUGAGGAUAAGUGAGCUGGAGCGGGACAUCACUGACGCCAAGCAGGAGAUGGCCCGCUACCUGAGGGAGUACCAGGACCUUCUCAAUGUGAAGAUGGCCCUUGACAUUGAAAUAGCUGCGUACAGGAAACUUCUGGAGGGGGAAGAGAUUCGUCUGGCUUACCCUUCCUUUCCCGCCCUGAACUAAAACCUAAGCCUGGCAUCAACAUGGAUUCUUCACACCCCCCCCCUCUUCCCUCCCUGAACCCCCCCCUCAUUUAUUUUACACCCCCCCCCAAUACUCGUCUCGAUCCUUUCCUCCUCCUUCCUCCCCAAAACCAAACCUGCGAACAAAAGCUCAUCCUUUCUCAAGACAGAUGCGCCCUUGUGCUAAACAAGAGGUCCACCAGAAGUCCCCCUUCUUCUACACACGUUCUGACACCGCACAUCAGGAAGAAGACCAACCGUAAGAUGUAGAGUGGCUGCACUGCAUCAGUUAGACAGCGAAGUCGGACCGCCGUAUUGUUUUGGCGGAGCUCCUCAUCGGUCACACGCCUUAAGGUCCAAGCAGUAGAGGUUUUUUUUUAUUAUUUUCUUCUGAUCCCUCGUUGUGCAAACAUUUGACCAAUUGUUUGUGAAGGAGGACAAAACUCCCUUUUAUCUCUCCAUGCUUGGACUUUAUCUGUGUUUGACCUGAUGCAAGAAACCUGCAGCUUUGCUGAUGAGGAGCUCUCCCAAUCGAUCACGCAUUGUCCCGCAUCCCUGGUUCUCUAGUAGUCAGUGAACCAGUGACCUUAAAAUUUACUUUCACUAUAUUAUAGACGCAUUUUUGUUCUUUUAGUUACUCUUCCUCUGCAAAUACGAGUUGGUUGGUUUAAAAACCAGAGUGAGUUUAGGUCUUUAAAUUUGGCCGGUUAUUUAAAUUUCUAAUUCCUUAUGAAACAGCGUUGAUUAUUGCGGAAGAAUUUGGGCAAGUAAAUGCUUUGGAAGAUUAAAUUGUUACUGGUUUCUCCUUAUAGCCAUGCAGUGUGUCUCACAGCUUAUCUGCAUUCUAUUUGUUUUCUGUGAGUUCAUUCAAAGCUAAACAGUGAAACUGAAAGAGAAAUGCAGGAGCUCCUUGUUGUACGUCUGCUGAUGUUAGAUCGAAAUGGUGCUUUACAUCCAUGAAACUAAUAUAAACGCUCGGUGUACCUGUAACCGCAGGCAACAAGCUGAAUAAACAAAUAACUGAGCUGCAAAUCGU